AUGACAGCGUCAAACGACGACGGCGACGCGAUGCCACCACCGCGGCCAAAGCCCCCCGCGAGCGGGAGCAUGGUUCCACCGCCCCCGCCCACCUCCAAGCCCGCCAUGCUGCCGCCGCCCGCGCCCGCCGCGCGCGUGGCGGCCGCGGAGCAGACCCCGUCAUCACGAGCGGGCAACGACAACACCGCCGCGAGCUUCACCGAGAGCGACCGCCGCCGCCACGCCGUCAUGUCGGCGGCCUCGGCCCUCGCAGGCAGUGUGGCACCGGCGCAGCUCGAGGUCGCCGCGGGCGAGAUCGUCGCGCGGCACCACAGCGGCGCGGCGCCCGACGCGGCUGCCGCGCCGGAGGGCGGCGCGCCGUCGCCGUGGACGCCGCAGUUCCCGGAGCCCGACUGGCUGCAGGCCCCGCGCGGGGUGGGGUACAGCCUGGAGGUGAUGCGCGGGGGCGCGGUGGUGGAGGAGCGGCCGCUCGGGGAGGACGCGGUCGUGGUGUUCGGGCGGUCGCCCGGCGCGCACGUGGUCGUGCAGCACCCGUCGUGCAGCCGGUGUCACGCCGUGGUGGCGUUUGCCCAGGACGGGCGCGCGCGCGUGGCGGACUGCGGGAGCACGCACGGGACGUUCCUGAACAAGCGGCGGCUCAAGGCGCGCACGUUCGCGCCGCUCGCGGUCGGCGACCAGCUCAAGCUCGGCCAGAGCACGCGCAUCUACAUUCUGAACGGCCCCGUGGACCUGAUGCCGGAGGAGGCGCCCUCCCGCGCGCAGCUCCGGGCCCUGCAGCGCGCCGAGGCUGCCAGGGAGCGCGGCGUCGACGUCCCCGCGUCCGACGCCGCGGCGCCGCACGCGCACGGCUGCGCGCACUCGCACCGGCUGCUGGUGUCGUUCAUGAGCGGGGAGGUGGACUGGCGGGCGCUGGAGGCGCGCGGGGAGCUCACGGAGCGGCAGCGCGGCAUCGUGGAGAAGAUCCGCGUGCGCGAGGGCAAGAUGCGGCGGCUGGAGGAGGACCGCGGGCGGCUGCAGGCCAAGGAGCGGGGCGGGGAGGGGCUGGGGCGCGGACAGGCCGAGGCGCUGCUGCGGUGCGAGCAGCGCGUGGACGCGAUCCGGGAGGAGAUCGAGGACCUCGAGGCGGUGCUGGAGGACAGCAUCCACGACUCGCUGUCGGCCAAGGCCGGACACAAGAGGAAGAACCUGUCGCCGCGCAAGGCGGCGCGGGGCGCUGGGAGCGACGAGGACGACGACGACGAGUUCUACGACCGCACGCGCGAGCGCAGCAGCAAGCGCACCCGCCGCGACGGGCACCUCUCCGGCAGCGGCGCCGAGGGCAGCGGCAGCGGCACGGGGAGCCCCGAGGCGGCAGAGGCCGAGACCGUCAACAGCCUGGCGGGGAAGCAGGAGGCCCUGCGCGCCGAAAUCCGCCGCCUCGAGCAAGAGAUACUCGUCGAGGAGUCGGUCGUCCAGGACAAGGCCGAAGAAGAGCGUCGCGAGGAGCAGGACCCCGGCGCGGACGACCUGGACGCGUACAUGGCGCACCUGGAGACCGACGUGGAGCGCGACCGCCUGGCACGGAUGCGCAAGGAGCGCGCGGAGCUCGAGGAGCAGCUCGCGCGCGUGGAGAAGAUGCUGAACAUCGCGGACCCGGACGGGGAGCACCGGCCGCGCGACGGCGAGCUGCAGGCGGAGAAGGCGAAGCAGCAGGCGCGGAUGCACCUCGAGAAGAUGAAGCAGGAGCAGCGGCGGCGCGACGUGGCCACGCGCGCGGCGCAGGAGGCCCAGGCGGCGGCCGAGCGCACGGUGCGCGAGGACGCCGGCCGCGCAACGGACCAAGCCGCCGCUGCACCGCGUGCGCCGGCGCCGGCGCCGCCGCGCGUGCCGAGCGUGGUGACGGCGGUGACGGAGCCGAGCGUGGAGGACGAGAGGGCGUCGGGGGGCACGCUGGCGACGGAGGCUGCAGAGGCGGAGGCGGGAGGGUUCGUGUCGCGGGGUGCGCUGCGGGCGCUGAAGGCGAAGGGGGUGUCCGUGGCGGGGGGCGGCGGGGGACGGGGGGCGCGGAGUGGCGGGGAGGAGUCGCCUGCGAGCGGCGUGGACGCGGCGUUGCAGGCGGAGCUGGCGUUGUUGCGGAGAGGCAAGGUGGGCGUGGGGGACGGGGCCGGGGAGGGCGCGGGGUGGGCGGCGCCGAAGGGACAGACGGGGGACGGGCGGACGGAGCUGAACGACAGGUUCGGGUACUGA
Pedinophyceae sp. YPF-701 is the source of this 2226-nucleotide messenger RNA. The record is from the annotation of a GenBank genome assembly. NCBI's taxonomy places the organism in Eukaryota, Viridiplantae, Chlorophyta, Pedinophyceae.